UCGGUGUUUCCGCUUCACCCGGAAGUGCCUCUUCUUCGUCUGUGUUUUUCAAACUGCGGAACGUGCUUGUCGUGUUGCUCAUUCACUAAGUUCAUAAAUGUGAUCGUCUCCUCGUCUCCUCGUCUGUCUGUGUGGCUGGUCGAUCGGAGCGAUGGCCGGUCCAGAGCUCUUACUGGACUCCAGUAUUCGGCUGUGGGUGGUGCUGCCCAUCGUCUUCAUCACCUUCUUCGUGGGGAUCAUCCGUCACUACGUCACCCAGCUGCUCCACAGCGACAAAAAGGUCGACCUGGAGCAGGUCUCCGACAGUCAGGUGCUCCUGCGCAGCCGCAUCCUCAGAGAGAACGGGAAGUACAUCCCCCGACAGUCCUUCGCCAUGAGGAAACAUUACUUCAACAACGCAGAGACCGGCUUCUUCAAGAAGGUGAAGAGGAAGGUCGUCCCCAAGAACCCAAUGACAGACACCAGCAUGUUGACGGACAUGAUGAAGGGAAACCUGACCAACGUCCUGCCCAUGAUUGUGAUUGGUGGAUGGAUAAACUGGGCGUUCUCUGGAUUCGUCAUAACCAAGGUGCCCUUCCCUCUGACUCUGAGGUUUAAGCCGAUGUUACAGAGAGGGAUCGACCUGCUGUCGCUGGACGCCUCCUGGGUGAGUUCAGCGUCCUGGUACUUCCUGAAUGUGUUUGGCCUGAGGAGCAUGUACAGCCUCAUACUGGGACAGGACAACGCUGCCGAUCAGUCUCGGAUCAUGCAGGACCAGAUGACGGGUGCUGCCAUGGCGAUGCCCCCUGACCCCAACAAGGCUUUUAAGAGUGAGUGGGAGGCUCUGGAGAUCGUGGAACACAAGUGGGCACUGGAGAACGUGGAGGAGGAGCUGAUGUCCAGAGACCUCAACUUUGGAACCUUCUUCAGCCAGGACAUCAAGUCCACCAUGUUCUGAGACCAGCGAGGUUCCUGUGAGCUCUGCAGCAUCUGUGAAAGGUUCUAGAACUCUAGUCUCUGCAAUGGAAUCAGGCCCCGAGGAUUCUAGAACCCUCAUGAAGGUUCCGGAACACGGUUCACACAAAUUCUAGAAUGAAAUAACUGAAUCUGUGUCUGAAUCAGUCUUCACUACCUCAGGCACUUCAGUCACUUUCUGCUUUUUAAUGUGAUGAACGACACGGUGCCUUCAGGAACCUACACAGUGGAACUAAACCUGUAAUGUCCAUAAGGCCAACAGGCCCCUGAGACGUUAGAUGUUCAGCUUAUUACUUACAAUAAUAAUUCAUGAUUUAUUAAAAACUGACCCUUAAAUCCACUCGCUGGCUUUAUCUAGAGCUUUCCAAACAAUCUCUCAGUCUUCAGUAGAGAAUGAGGUUCCUGUGUUGGCCUUUACAUUUUUAAAUUCUAUGUACCUUCAGUUAACUUUGGUUUAGUUUUAGUUUUUGUGUGUUCUGUGUUCCAGAACAGAGAUUUUUUCAGCCAGAUGUUUUAAAUCCUCGUCCAGAUGAGUUUCAGAACCGUUCCCAGACGGUUGCAGAGCACAGGUUCGUUUCAGAGAACCAGCAGAUUCUGCACCAGACGAAUCCUCUCAGGAAGCAGCGGCGUUUAAAGACGACUGGGACGUUUGGAGAGGAAUGAAACGGUCUGAGGAGCUUUACCUGACGGCAGGCGUGGACGUUUUUCACCCUGCAGAACAUUUUGCAUGUACUUUCCUACGCUGUGGUCGUCAGCUGAUGCUGUUGCCCACGGCGACUUGAAGUGAAUAAAGUGAGUUAAAUAAAGGUGCCAUUGUGACAACUAA
This is a messenger RNA of Lates calcarifer (barramundi perch), 1780 nucleotides long. Its product is annotated as TMCO1/EMC3 family protein. Gene Ontology annotation, biological process: protein folding in endoplasmic reticulum. NCBI's taxonomy places the organism in Eukaryota, Metazoa, Chordata, Actinopteri, Centropomidae. Bases 152 to 937 code for a protein of 261 amino acids. The record is from RefSeq and is a predicted model, not a curated record. Gene Ontology annotation, cellular component: membrane; EMC complex. The transcript has 9 exons.